Molecule: messenger RNA, 1914 nt
Organism: Gorilla gorilla gorilla (western lowland gorilla)
Lineage: Eukaryota; Metazoa; Chordata; Mammalia; Primates; Hominidae
Product: zinc finger and BTB domain-containing protein 45
Biological process (GO): regulation of transcription by RNA polymerase II
Molecular function (GO): RNA polymerase II cis-regulatory region sequence-specific DNA binding; protein binding; DNA-binding transcription factor activity, RNA polymerase II-specific
Source: RefSeq, a predicted model, not a curated record
AUGGGCCUGGUGCCUGAAGAGGAGUCGGAGUCAGCGGCUGUAGAGGCUGUGCGCCACAUACAUCUGCAGAACUUCUCACGCUCUCUGCUUGAGACCCUCAAUGGGCAGAAGCUGGGUGGGCACUUCUGCGACGUGACUGUGUGCAUUCGUGAAGCUUCGCUGCGUGCGCACCGCUGCGGGCUGGCAAUCGGCUCGCCCUCCUUCCAAGACAAGCUGCUGCUCGGCCACUCUGAGAUCCGUGUGCCUUCGGUGGUGCCUGUGCAGACGGUGCGACAGCUAGUCGAGCUCCUGUACAGCGGUUCGCUCCUUGUGGCAGAUGAAGCCCUGCAGGUACUCAUGGCUGCGUCGGUGCUUCGCAUGACAGUUAUCGACGAAUGCACGCAGAUUAUCGCACGCGCUUCUGCACCCGCGAGCACCUCUGCACCCGCGCCCCUGCCCACCCCUGUGCCCCCGCCACUCGCACCUGAGCAGCUGCGUCACCGCCUGCGCCACCUGCUGGCUGCACCCCCGGGGCACCCCGGUGCCGCGCACAGCGGUAAGCAGCGCCAGCCCGCGAGUUUGCAGCUGCCUGCGCCCCCGACACCUGCCAAAGCCGAGGGGCUUGGUGCCUACCCCUCACUGUCCGCGGCCCCUGACGACCGAGGUGACAACGAUGACGAGGAAACUGACGAUGAGACCGAUGGCGAGGACGGCUAAGGUGGCGGCCCGGGAGAGAGCCAAGCACCUCCUUCCUUCCCAGACUGUGCUGCCGGCUUCCUCACUGCUGCUGCUGACAGCGCGUGCGAGGAGUUCCAUGCACCCACUGGCCUCUCUGACUACAGUGGUGGGAGAGAUUUUCUUCUGGGAUCUGGGGCAGCUGAGGACGUAUUUCCAGACAGCUAUGUAACCGCUUGGCACGACAAGGAUGGCGCUGUCCCCGAAGGCUGUCCCACUGAGACCCCUGUCCAGCCCGACUGCAUACUGGCUGGACCCCGCCCGCCUGGCGUGAAGACCCCAGGGCCGCCUGUCGCACUCUUCCCCUUUCACUUGGGUGCUCCCGAACCACCCGCACCACCCCCUUCAGCACCAUCCGGGCCAGCCCCUGCGCCCCCACCCGCCUUCUACCCCACACUCCAGCCCGAGGCAGCCCCCGGCACUCAGCUGUGGGAGGCCCCGGCUCCCUCUGCUGCUCCCACCACGGCCCCCUCAGGCACCACUGCUCGCACUCCAGGUGCCGAGCCACUUGCCUAUGCGUGCGGCCACUGUUGCAAGACGUUCAGCUCAAGGAAAAACUACACCAAGCACAUGUUCAUCCACUCGGGGGAGAAGCCGCACCAGUGCGCCGUGUGAUGGCGAUCCUUCUCGCUGCGCUACUGCCUUUUCAAGCACAUGGUCACGCACACCUGCGUGCACGCCUUCCAGUGCGCGGUCUACACCAAGCCCUUCACGCAGAAGAGUUCGCUCAAUAUGCACAUGCGCACUUACCGGCCAGAGCGCGCGCCUUCCCCCGUCUACUGCAAGGUCUUCUCUCACUAGGCGCUGCUGGAGCACCACCUGGCCGCGCACCCCGCGCCCUGAUGGGGCUGGGGCCUGGUCUCGCCCACUGUGGAUCCGCAACCUCCCGCACAGGCGGCCACGCCCGCUUUCCCACCAGUAGGCCACGCUCCCUCCUGAGCGCAAGUCCUCUUUCUCCCUUCACCCCUUUCUCCAUACGCCCAAGUCCGCCUUACUCCUCUCCUCCAUGUACUUGAACCUUCCAGGUGGUGCUGGGCUGGGGCUGGGCCUGGGACUGGGCCUGGGACUGGCUAGGGAUCAGACCACCUCUGAGAACUAGACCAUUUCCGGCCUAAACCAGGCGUUCAGGCCCUUGGACCUGGCCCAAGAUUUGACUCCGGUUUUCGCCCCGCCCUCUCCUGGGGUUGGGGUGGGGACUGA